AUGAAGGGAACACUGGCCGCCACAGCGCCGACGUCGCGCCGGACCAACCAACAGCAACAACCGCAGCAGCCGCAAACGCAGCCUACGGAGGUACAGACACAGGUUCCCCAGCAGGACGCCCCGCCGCCCGCCCUGGGUCCUGGCUCGGACUAUGGCGAGAAUGGAGGGCCGCCCACGCCCGUGGUCUUCACGGGCGGGGAGGCUCCCCUUUACUCCGCCACAGCCGCCACGGAGCCUCACCAUCCAGCACUCUAUUCACCGCCUGCGUCACUCCCUCAAGAGCCGCUUUAUCCUCCCGCAGCUUCUUUGGCUCAGCCUCCGCCGCCUCCGCACCCGCAGGUGUACCCACAUUACUACCCGCUACCCGAGUACCCUGCUCUGCGGCCCGAGUACCGUGCCUACCAGCCGUACCCGCCGCCGCGGCCCGACGAUCCGACUCGGCCUGUGCAGUAUCCGCACUACCCGCCCUACCAUUUCUGA
Messenger RNA from Penaeus indicus, 480 nucleotides. RefSeq names its product nematocyst expressed protein 4-like. NCBI's taxonomy places the organism in Eukaryota, Metazoa, Arthropoda, Malacostraca, Decapoda, Penaeidae. The record is from RefSeq and is a predicted model, not a curated record. The coding region runs from base 1 to 480 and encodes 159 amino acids. The transcript is spliced from 2 exons.